AUGGCGCGGUGCCGCGACGGGCUGCCGCUCCCCGAUACCCUCGAGAGCACCAUUCACAAGGACAUCGCCGUCGUGAAGGCACACUCUCGGGAGCUCCUGGGAGAUCUGCAGGAAUCGAGGCCGAGGCAGAGAGACAUCUUCACGCGACUGAGGCUGCAGAAAAGUCCUAUAUCCGCGGGAGCUGCCCACCGUGCCUACCCGCCCACCUCGUACCCGCCCCGCCCACUCAGUCACCAUGCCGCCGUGGACCUUGGCUUUCGUGCUGCUGCUGACGUUCGCUGUCGGUCUGGGUCUCGUGGUGUCGGGGCUCCCGUCGCCAAGGAGCAUGUCCAAGCGCCUGAGCAGAGGAAGGUACAGCGAGCGGAAACUAAGCGAGCGCUGGAAAAAAGGCAGAUAGCAGAGGCUCAGCUGGGAGGGGAGCAGCUGGAAGACUAUCAUCCGGAAGGGGAGCAGCUGGAAGACUAUCAUCCGGAAGGGGAGCAGCUGGAAGACUAUCAUCCGGAAGAGGAGCAGCUGGAAGACUAUCAUCCGGAAGAGGAGCAGCUGGAAGACUAUCAUCCGGAAGAGGAGCAGCUGGAAGACUAUCAUCCGGAAGAGGAGCAGCUUGGAGAAGAACAUACAGGAUACGUCGACGCUUUUCGAGGCAGGGAGACAGACCCAACGUACUUCCCAGGCGAGGGUGAAGUUCUCUCCAAUGAUACGAACGCUUACGAAGACACACUCGACUGUGAAUACGAAGACGAAGACGAGUAUUCGGAUGAGGGAGGACACGUUGUGGAGAGGAACGUUUCUGAGGAUGCAGAGAGCGAGACGGAAGGAGAAGCACCAUAUAGUGUGAAGGGGACGCAGGGUGAGGUGGGCGACUCAGGUGCCAGGGUGCAUUUCAUCUGCCACAAUGACACUUGGAUGCUUAUGGAGGGUGACACGGUCAUCCAGCCUCACUGCGUCAGUGAAGUGAUGACAUGUCCUCACGUGUUAGAACUGGAGCAUGGAGUUCUCAACGUUACAAGCGAGGACCAGGUGAACAUAGUGUGUGACCCCGGAUUCAGGGCGAUGGGGACGCAGGGUGAUUUGGGCGACUCAGGUGCCAGGGUGCAGAUCGUUUGCCACAAUGACACUUGGGUGCUUAUGGAGGGUGAUGCGGUCAUCCCGCCUCGCUGCGUCAGGGAAGACAGCGAUUGUCUUCCGACUCCAGAUGUCAGCAAUGGCACCAUUAUGUUAGUUAACGAGACCCACGGGACCCUCGUCUGCAACGAAGGACACACCACCACCUCGGGCGCCCUCAGCACGGACGCCGUCUGUGUCGACGGUGUGUGGAUAUUCCCCUAUGACGACGGCGGUUGCGUGGAAGAGGAAGAAGAAGGGGAAGGGGAGGAGGAUGAAAGCAAAAUCCCUGGUGAAUGGAACAGGACAGAGGGCCCCUGUUUCGACGCCCCUGUGCCGGCUCCGAUCAACGGUGAAGUUAUCUUGGGAGACGGCGACUUAGAAGGCUGGUGCGGCGAGGGCUACAUCUUCCCCUCGGGUGUUAACAUGAGUGUUUACGAGUGUCAAGACGACGCCUGGACCCUCCCACCCGCUGACAUGUCCGGCUGCACCGUGCCCGUGUGCCGCCGCGCGUGCCAGAACGGUGGCACUUGCGUCCGGCCGAAUGAGUGCCAGUGCCUUCUCGGUUUCGAGGGAGAGGCGUGUGAGACGGAGCAGGCACCUGUUGGGCCUCCUGCAGGCACUUUCAACUCAACUGACAUCAUGAGUAAUACGGACGAAAUGGGUAUAACGGAGGGCGUGAACUUCACUGAAGUCCUCAAGACCGAGAGAGGGACGCCCACGCCUUCAUGGGAGAAGCUCUGCGCCGCCAGACGACCCACCGCCCCACCCAACGCUGUGCUGGAGACGAGGAACGGCACAGUCGUGGCCAAGUGCAAGGAGCAGUUGUUCUUCCCGUCGGGUGCGAGCGAGGCCGACAUGGGCUGCGUGAAGGGCGAAUGGCAGGCGGUCGAGGCGGACUCCGGAGGGCGGGGAGCGGGCUGCACGUCGCCAUGGCAAUGCCGGAAGCCCUGCCUCAACCGCGGCGCCUGCCAGCCGAACGGAACCUGCUCCUGCCGGGAGGACUUCGAGGGAGAGCGGUGUGAGACACGAGAGUGCGCCUACCCGCUCCUCCUAGUGUACAACGCCGCGCUUCUGCUCAGGCCCAAGCUAGCCACCGUGAAGUGCCGCCGUGGCUUCGCCUUCCGUUCGGGUGAGACUGAGCUCAACAUCACGUGUUCGAGAGGCGCCUGGAAGCUCCCCGACGUGUUCAGGGACGAGAAGGGUCGGCAGAUCAAGUCCCUGUCGUGCGAGCCCAAGUGUGUGCCCCCCUGUCAGAACGGCGGCCGCUGCGUGACCUUUGACCUCUGUCGGUGUCCCGAGGGGUUUGUCGGUCCGCGCUGUGAGGUGGUCAAGUGUCGACAGCCGCCGCCACUGGUCAGAAAUGCCGUCAUGAGCUAUGACCCCGUCGUGAGCAGGGCUGUGUGCCUUGAGGGCUACACCCUCGGCGGCGAGACAGAGCUUAACAUCACGUGCGAGAAAGGCCGAUGGAAGCCCCACCUCGCCAACAGCAGCGUGCACCAAGAGGAGUUGGCGUGCGUCCCCGUGUGUCACGAAAAGUGCCAAAACGGGGGGGAGUGCAUUGGCCCCGACACCUGUGCCUGCCCCAAGUCCUUCGACGGCCCUCUUUGCAGCAGGCCCAGGGAAAGCGUGUGUGAUAAUCCUCCGCCCUCCAUCAGAAACGCUGUUAUGAACUACAGCAAAAUCGUAGGGGAGGCAGAGUGCUUCCACGGAUACGCUUUGCCUACGGGUGAAACUUCGGUCAGCUUCGUCUGCACCUUAGGAAAGUGGUUCUUCAGUGGCCCCAGGGGUAGCAUGGAGGUGACCAGUUCUUCCAAAGCCCCGGAGUGCCAGCCUGUGUGCGCGGGAGGGUGCCAGAAUGGAGGGAAGUGCCAGAGUCCCAAUUUGUGCGUCUGUCGGAACGGCUUUACGGGGCCGCUGUGCGAGGAUUUCUUCGUCGACACCUGCACUGACCUCCCGCAACCUGUGCCCAACGCCAUAGCGCAGUUCAGCCCGCAGAGUGUGGUGUUGGCGUGUCAGGCUGGCUACGCUUUGCCAUCCGGAGAGACCCAGAUUGAGUUCUUCUGCCGCGAGGGGGCGUGGGUCGCGCAGGACGAGUGUCUGCAGAGCGAGGAUGCCCUUGCGAGCCUGGCAUGCGUGCCCAAGUGCUCCCCUUCUUGCCUCAACGGCGGGGAAUGCGUGUCCAUCAAUCAGUGCCACUGCCACGAGCCGUAUAUGGGCCCUCAUUGUGAGACCCUCCGCGCCGGCCUGUGCUGGCAAGAGCCCCCGGAAGUGGCCAACGCUAUCGUUGCGUACAACUUGAGCGUGGCCGUGAUCGCGUGCCAACCGGGGUGGCGGCUGGGCAACAACGCCUCAGCCGCCCUGCUUUCAUGCGUGGGCGGAGUUUGGGCGGCGAGACUGGACGAGGACUGGCCCUCCUGCCAUCCUGAGUGCACCCUCCCCUGUGCCAACGGAGGAGUCUGCGUUUCCCCCGACGUCUGUCUCUGCCCUGAAGGCUUCACCGGAGACUUCUGCGAAAAGAUCAUCUGCGAACCUCCCCCGCCAGUGCUGUUCGCUUUCGCGCACUACAGCUCUGAAGGAGAUACCUACAUCGCAUGCUACCCUGGCUACGUCUUGUGCUCCGGCCUCGGCAUGAUGAGAAUCGAGUGUAAUAAUUCCAUUUGGCUGACGAUGGAGGAUCACCCUAGGAGGGCCUCCGAGCUCACCUGCUACCCCUACUGCCGCGCCUUCUGCGAGAACGGCGGCUCCUGUGUGGCGCCGGGGGAGUGCCAGUGCCAGGAAGGCUUUGCGGGAGAGAGGUGCCAGACCCGCAAGUGUCGUGGAUUGCCCGACGUCGGCGGUGAAGUGGACAUCAGCCUGACCAAAGACUCCCUCUCGGCCGUGGCUGCGUGCCCCGACCACUACCGCCUUGACACGGGCAGCACCUCCAUGAAUUUCAAAUGCGUCGACGGGGAGUGGCGCCCUUCAGACAUCCUCAUGCAGGCGGGGAAGGGCAUGAUCUGCAGACCUGAGUGCCCUAAAGGAUGUUUCAAUGGGGGAGAGUGUGUGGCGCCGAGUACCUGUCGUUGUCCAGAAGGAUUUACCGGCACCAACUGCGGCAAACGCUAUACCCUGACGGUGAAAGGAGUCCCAUGCCGCUUCCCCUUCCUGUACAAAGGACUGUGGCACCACAGCUGCACGGGAGAGGACAGGACGAGGCCCUGGUGCGCCACCGAGGUCGACCCCAGCGGAAGCAUAGUCAGCACUGGUACCUGCGUGGCCGAUCUAGGUGAAAAGAAAGUCAUAAAGACGGAGCGAGGACAGCUGUGCAGUUUCCCCUUCACCCACGGCAAUCAGAAGCGCUGGAGCUGCAUCAGCACACCCAAAAGACCUCGGUUCUGGUGCGCUGUCAAGGCAGACGCGAAAGGACACUUCACCCAGUGGGACUUCUGCCAACCCGACUAUGGAGUGGAGGCUGUGGCAUUCACUCAGGAAGGCCUCGAAUGCCAGCUGCCUUUCAGUGUUUCUGGGAGGGACUUCUACGGAUGCGUCGAAGGAGGGGGACGCCACCCAGGGAACCUUUGGUGCGCCACGAGCGUCUCCACGGAUGGUAUUAUCUUCGCUUCCUCCGUGUGCAUGUUACAUUUAGGCUACAAACGAGCAAUAGCGACAAAGAAUGGACACCUGUGCCAAUUUCCCUUCGUGUGGAAAGAACAGUUGUAUUACAGGUGUGUCCCUUCCAAUGAUGGUAAUUGGUGCGCUGUUGCCACGUCUGCAGAGGGCCGAGUGCUGGAAAGGGACACUUGCAUUGAGAACUUGACAACACCCGUUCCCUCACGUCUUUCGCGAAAGACCCACCACUCCCCUCUUGCAGACGAGGAAGACGCCAUCUUGCCUGUCAUGACGAAGCGGGGCAUCCCCUGCGUGUUCCCUUUUCGCCACAACGACCGCCUCUACCACUCCUGCGUGCCCGGGAAGGAAGGGCACGACGGGGCAUGGUGUGCUACCUCCGUCGACGCCAGCGGCGGGGUUCUGGCCAGGGAAUCGUGCCCGGAGAAUUGGGCCCACGGCGGCCCUAGAAAUGGACCCAGCACGAGCGAGGUCAGGACCCUCUCCGAAGUGCCGUGUAUCUUCCCCUUCACUCUCGACGGCCAAGUCUACUUCGGCUGCGUCACGAGGCACUCUGGCGAGGUUGUGUGUGGCACGGAGGUCGACGAGAGGAACCAGGCUGUGACUCUCGGAAUUUGCCCGGAAGACUGGGAUCAAGACAAUGGCAGGACAAUCCUUUCUGAAGACGAGACGGAACACGAAUCCCCCGAGAAGAGGGACAUGAAUGUGAUUUCUUCGGAGUUGCGAACGCUGCUAAGGAGCAACAUGCACGGGACAUUCAGCGUCCGUCCCGAGGCGGUUUUGACGGACGCUCUAAGAACGGUGGACGGGAGGGCAUGCGUGUUUCCGUUCGUGUGGCGCGGGCAGAAGCACUGGUCUUGCACAAACGCUGAGUCGAGGAAGGAAUGGUGUGCCACCGAGGUCGACCAUCUUGGUACACCCACAGCCAUUGGUCACUGUCAGUCAGAGACAGAGUCGGCCCCAGUCGCCGCACGGGACAUUCUCGACGAUGGAGACAGCGCGGGGUCGGUGUCGCGCGGCGAACCCAGACCUCAGACACCGGACGAGCUGAUGUGCACCCUGCCUUUCCUGCACUCUGGGGCCUGGCAUCAUGAGUGCAUCGUCCUGGCGCCCGACACCCCGCCCGUGUGUGCUGCCAAGGUGGCUCAUGAUGGCACUGUCCUGGCGUGGGAAACUUGUCCGCCCGGUAUAUAUCGAGUGUUGCACAAGCCGGUAGCCUUCAAAGCAAGUUUUUUGGAUCAAGUACCACAUAGCGCCAGGAUCGUAACAACCGCAGAGGGCCAGCGUUGCAAGUUCCCCUUCACGUACAAGGGGCAACAGUACUCAGGGUGUAUAGACAGGGACUUCUCGCGUCCUUGGUGCGUGACGGUGGGGUCAUCUGAAGGCAAAGACUGGGGGGUUUGCCACGCCGUUUUCAUCGUACCAAAGCAUCUUCCAGAAAUCCUCCCAACAUAACAGUCGAUGGAUGCGUAGGAAUCCUGGCGUGUGACGUCAUCGCUCGUGACACCAUUGCCGUGACGUCAUUGUUUGUUACGUCAUUAAUCUGAUAUUAUCAUGCUACAAACAUUAUUUAUUUGUGAUAUAUAUAAAUAUUAUUUUUAACUUUCCUUUAACUGAUUUAGUUUACAUGUGAUUACGCAUUUAAUACAUUUAGAGAGCUGUGUUCACAGUGUUUAGAUGUGAAGAUAGAGAUUUAACAUAAGGUACGUGUAAUGUGCCACAUUAUUCAUUUUCGAAUUCGUUGCACAUUUAAAUAGCAUCUUGUAAUUCAGCAGUUGCAAUUCGCAACAAAGGGUUGAAACUGAAAAAAUCCUUUGAAUAACUGUGUGCAUAGAUAGUAUUUUAGGAAUAUAUAUUGAUAGCUGUUUUCUACAUUUGAAUGACAAAGGAUAAAACAUAGCCCAUGGAUAUAGCUGUAAAAAAAACUUCUAAGCAAUGAGAAUAUAAAUGAUUUUGUUUAAAUAUGUAUGGUUUAGUGUUAUAAUUUCCUAUUUCAUGUUAAAUAAACCUGAUUAUUAAA
This is a messenger RNA of Penaeus chinensis, 6733 nucleotides long. RefSeq names its product neurogenic locus notch homolog protein 1-like. Gene Ontology annotation, cellular component: cell surface; extracellular region. Gene Ontology annotation, biological process: anatomical structure development. The transcript has 33 exons. Lineage: Eukaryota; Metazoa; Arthropoda; Malacostraca; Decapoda; Penaeidae. Bases 1 to 6168 code for a protein of 2055 amino acids. The record is from RefSeq and is a predicted model, not a curated record. Gene Ontology annotation, molecular function: signaling receptor binding.